Messenger RNA from Knipowitschia caucasica, 1773 nucleotides. The record is from the annotation of a GenBank genome assembly. NCBI's taxonomy places the organism in Eukaryota, Metazoa, Chordata, Actinopteri, Gobiiformes, Gobiidae.
AUGUGUCUCCUUCACCGCCUCAUUCAUGCCAGCGCUGACCACUCUCACCUCACCCUCCUCAUCCCUCCUCACCCCUCCUCACCCCUCCUCACCCCUCUUCAUCCCUCCUCAUCCCUCCUCACCCCUCCUCACCCCUCCUCACCCCUCUUCAUCCCUCCUCACUCCUCUUCAUCCCUCCUCACUCCUCCUCACCCCUCCUCACCCCCUUCAUCCCUCCUCACUCCUCCUCACCCCUCCUCACCCCUUUUCAUCCCUCCUCACUCCUCCUCACCCCUCCUCACCCCUCUUCAUCCCUCCUCACUCCUCCUCACCCCUCCUCACUCCUCCUCACCCCUCCUCACCCCUCUUCAUCCCUCCUCACCCCUCUUCAUCCCUCCUCACCCCUCCUCACCCCUCUUCAUCCCUCCUCACCCCUCCUCACCCCUCCUCACCCCUCUCUCCUCACCCCCUCCUACACCCCUCCUCACCCCCCUCAUCCUCCUCACCCCUCCUCACCCCUCUUCAUCCCUCCUCACCCCUCUUCAUCCCUCCUCACCCCUCCUCACCCCUCCUCACCCCUCCUCACCCCUCCUCACCCCUCUUCAUCCCUCCUCACCCCUCUUCAUCCCUCCUCACCCCUCCUCACCCCUCUUCAUUCAUCCCUCCUCACCCCUCUUCAUCCCUCCUCACCCCUCCUCACCCUCCUCUCCCCUCUUCACCCUCCUCACCCCCUCUCCCUCCUCACCCCUCCUCACCCCUCCUCACCCCCUCACCCCUCCUCACCCUCCUCACCCCUCCUCACCCCUCUUCAUCCCUCCUCACCCCUCCUCACCCCCCUCUCACCCCUCCUCACCCCUCUUCAUCCCUCCUCACCCCUCCUCACCCCUCCUCAUCCCUCUCCUCAUCCCUCCUCACCCCUCCUCACCCCUCCUCACUCCCCUCCUCACCCCUCCUCACCCUCCUCACCCCCCUCACCCUCACCCCUCUUCAUCCCUCCUCACCCCCUCACCCCUCCUCACCCCCCUCCUCACUCCUCCUCACCCCUCCUCACCCCUCCUCACCCCUCUUCAUCCCUCCUCACCCCUCUUCAUCCCUCCUCACCCCCCUCUUCAUCCCUCCUCACCCCUCCUCACCCUCCUCACCCCUCUUCAUCCCUCCUCACCCCUCUUCAUCCCUCCUCACCCCUCUUCAUCCCUCCUCACCCCUCUUCAUCCCUCCUCACCCCUCCUCACCCUCCUCCUCCUCACCCCUCCUCACCCCUCUUCAUCCCUCCUCACCCCUCCUCACCCCUCUUCACCCCUCCUCACCCCUCCUCAUCCCCCUCACCCCUCCUCACCCCUCCUCACCCCUCUUCAUCCCUCCUCACCCCUCCUCACCCCUCCUCACCCCUCCUCACCCCUCCUCACCCCUCCUCAUCCCUUCUCACCCCUCCUCACCCCUCCUCACCCCUCCUCACCCCUCUUCAUCCCUCCUCACCCCUCCUCACCCCUCCUCACCCCUCCUCACCCUCCUCACCCCUCCUCAUCCCUCCUCACCCCUCCUCACCCCUCUUCAUCCCUCCUCACCCCUCCUCACCCCUCUUCAUCCCUCCUCACCCCUCCUCACCCCUCCUCACCCCUCUUCUCCCUCCUCACCCCUCUUCAUCCCUCCUCACCCCUCUUCAUUCCCUCCUCAUCCCUCCUCACCCCUCCUCACCCCUCUUCAUCCCUCUUGACCUUCCUCACCCUCAUCAUCCCUCAUUACCCCCCCUGGCUCGUCACAGAUUUCAGGUUCAGGACCUGUGUUUGUGUGUGA